Aureobasidium namibiae CBS 147.97 is the source of this 750-nucleotide messenger RNA. RefSeq lists its product as uncharacterized. The coding region runs from base 1 to 750 and encodes 249 amino acids. The transcript is spliced from 4 exons. Gene Ontology annotation, cellular component: mitochondrial outer membrane. The record is from RefSeq and is a predicted model, not a curated record. Gene Ontology annotation, molecular function: nascent polypeptide-associated complex binding. NCBI's taxonomy places the organism in Eukaryota, Fungi, Ascomycota, Dothideomycetes, Dothideales, Saccotheciaceae.
AUGAGUCUCGAGUUCCUCCAGCGACCGAACAGUGACGACGGUGCAGCUCCUGUUCCUGUUGCAGAACCCCAAGUCAACACCACAACCGCUCCCAUCCCCGUCGCUGCAUCCGCUCCCGCUGCUUCUGUCCAAGAACCAGUAACCACCCAAGAACCCAGCCCUUCUCAAGAACCCGACGUCGCUACCGAAGAGCCCGCACCCGCACCUCCCGCUACCAUGUCUUACGCAUCUGUCGCCGCCAGUGGGCCCCAGCAGUCCGAGGAAGAGAAGCGCGCACACGCCGUUCCCGAGAUCGAGCACACCGACGACGAGGUCCAUGAGCUCAUCGACGUUGACAGCCCUCACAUUUCAUCCGUCCCCUCCGACUUCCAGUCGCAAGAAGUCCAGACCGAGACCCAGGCCGAGCGCGAACGUCUUGAGUCCGAGGCCCGCGAGAAGGCGCAACAGGCCAAACAGCAGGCUGAGGAGGCCAAGGAGAAGGCCGAGGAGCUCAAGGAGAAGGCCAAGCAGAAGGCACAAAAGGCCACAGAGAAGGCUAAGGCCAACAGCGACAACCCUGUCGUCCUUGGUAACACCGUCGCUGUUGUCGCUCUUGGUGGUCUUCUCGGGUUCGGCGCCUACAGAAAGUACACCGCCGGCGAGCUCACCUGGAAGGUUGCAGGAGCCUGGGCCGGUGUUGUCGGUGUCUUUGCCCUCGGCGACUACUACGCCAGCAAAUUCCUUUUCAAGAAGUACCCUCCCAAGAACUAA